GGCCCUUAGCCUUUGGGACACAUCUCUUACUGCCAUGGAGUUCGACCUGGGAGCAGCCCUGGAGCCCACCUCCCAGAAGCCUGGUUUGGGGUUGGGCCAUGGGGGAGACCCCAAGCUCAGUCCCCACAAAGUUCAGGGCCAGUCGGAGGCAGGGGGAGGUCCGAGUUCAAAGCAAGGCCGCCACAGCUCUUCGGACUCCAGCAGCAGCUCCAGCGACUCGGACACGAAUGUGAAGUCCCAAGCUGCUGGCUCCAAGAAGCAGGAGAGCACCCCGGGCAAGGCCAAGAAGCCCAAAGUGAAGAAGAAGAAGGAGAAGGGCAAGAAGAAGGAGGCUCCCCACUGAAGGGGCCUGGGCAGGGCUCAUUAAACCUUCCUCUCUGCCUUC
Molecule: messenger RNA, 385 nt
Organism: Callithrix jacchus (white-tufted-ear marmoset)
Lineage: Eukaryota; Metazoa; Chordata; Mammalia; Primates; Cebidae
Gene: C22H19orf33
Product: chromosome 22 C19orf33 homolog
Cellular component (GO): nucleus
Source: RefSeq, a predicted model, not a curated record